This is a messenger RNA of Oncorhynchus mykiss (rainbow trout), 981 nucleotides long. Lineage: Eukaryota; Metazoa; Chordata; Actinopteri; Salmoniformes; Salmonidae. The record is from RefSeq and is a predicted model, not a curated record.
AAAGAGGUAGUGCUGAAUUUCCCCAAACUUCUUUGCAGCUUCUAUUUAUUACAGCUGGUGGUCUGUCUUGGUGAGGCAAAGUGUUCCGUUCACAAGCUGGAGACAGGCAUCCAAGGGAAGUCAAUGCCAUGGUUCUGGAGAUUGUGUGGAGACUAUUGUCACCAGUGCAGUGGAGCCUGUGUCUUCUAUCCCUUCUGCUUCCCAUAGUAUCAAUGAUAUGUGCGAUCCGUUCAAAAAGUAGAAAGACUUCCAGGUUGUCAUUGGCUGAAAUGGGACCGAUCUCUGGUGAAAGGCCCCCAGAUUCAACUGAGGCCAAGACCUCAGAACUAAGGAAGAAUAUCAUUGGACCAGCAUCCUCAAAAAGAAAGUCAACCCAGUCCCAAAGAGGGCACAGAGGGUCUUUCCCAGGGCAGAACACCCCAAGGCCGGUGAAGAAGGCUUUGAGGCAGUUGCCUCCCUUACCUGAGCUGGAGAAGAGCAGUGUCCGAAGACACAGCAGCUACACUGGGUCCGUAGUGUAUGACGUUGUCGCCACAGAGGUUUGUAAUCCAUGGCCCACUACAGACAACCAGGCUUCUCAACAACAGACAGCAGACGGCAGCAACCACCUGGAGGAGGUAGAUGAAAAGGGGGAAGUUCCGUUCCCUGUCUAUGCCAAAGUCAACAAAACCAAAGUUUGCUCGAACUCAUCAAGACGUUCACCACUGUAUGCCAAAGUGAACAAGACUAGCUCCCGGACUGUGAAAUCUUAACUACUGUUCUGGGGUGACUGAUAAGUCAACACUGUGACCGAUAUGUCCUCCAAAUGCGAAAUAGUCUACUAUGCUUUAUGCUUAACUCGUUUUGUUCUUUCUUAAAUGUUUAUAUGCGUAUGUGUUUCUUAUGUUGUUUCUCAGGCCCGCAAUGCUACAAAGGCACAGAAAUGACUUCUGUUGUAAUUUACUUGGGUCUCAAGACAAUAAAUGAAGUUUGUUUGCUCUA